AUGGAACAAACAGCUAAGUAUGCUGAUACAGCUCUUAAAGCUAUUGAAGAAAUUUCUGAAGAGCUCCAUGAUAUAAGCAUAAAGAUACAUGAAAAUCCAGAAUUAGCUUACGAAGAAAGAGAAGCACAUAAUUUAUUGGUUAAAUAUUUACAAGAAAAAGGGUUUAAAGUAACACCUCAUGCUUUUGGAUUAGAAACCGCAUUUGUAGCAGAGUUUCAAUCUAAGGCUGGAAAAGGUCGUGUUGUUUCAUUUAAUUCAGAAUAUGAUGCUUUACCGGAUAUUGGUCAUGCUUGUGGUCAUAAUCUUAUCGCAAUUAGUGGAGUUGCCGCUGCGAUUGGUUUCAAAGCAGUUCUUGAGAAAUUUGACAUUAAAGGAACUGUAAAGUUAUUUGGAACCCCAGCAGAAGAAAAGGGCAGCGGAAAGAUCGAUUUAAUUAAUGCCGGUGCAUAUGACGGAAUUGCAGAAGUUGAAUAUUUUGGAAAAGCUGCUCAUGCUUCGGGAAUUAAUGCAUUGGAUGCAAUAGUUUUGGCUUAUAAUAAUAUUGGAUUGUUGAGACAACAAAUUCAAUCUACAGACAGAAUUCAUGGAAUAAUUACUAAUGGAGGAAAAUCAGCUAACGUUAUUCCGGAUUAUACAUCUGGUACUUUCUUUAUUCGUGGAAAGUCAAUCGAAGAUUUGAAAGCGCUUCACCCACGUGUGCACAAAUGUUUUGAAGCAGCCGCAGAUGCGACCGGGGCAACAGUAAAAAUUACGUGGUCAAAAGAAGUUUAUGAUUUGAAUAUAAAUGAACCUCUUGCAUCACGAUACGAAUAUUAUCUUUCAAAAAAAUAUGGUAUCACUUGUCCACCCAAAGAAGUUCAAGCCAGCUUUUCUACCGGAUCAUCUGAUCAAGGAAAUGUAACUUACUUAGUACCUGGAUUUCAUCCAUUAUAUGACAUUCGUACAUCUAUUCCUACUGUUAAUCAUCAACGAGAAUUUACAGCAGAAUGCAAAUCAAAAAGUGCUCAUGAAGAAACUAUAAAAUGUACUAGUUGUAUGACUUUAGUUGGAUUAGACUUUUUGCUUGAUGAUGAAUUUGCUAAGCAAGUCAAAGAUACUUUUAACAAAUCUAAAUUAUAA
Dentiscutata erythropus is the source of this 1119-nucleotide messenger RNA. The record is from the annotation of a GenBank genome assembly. NCBI's taxonomy places the organism in Eukaryota, Fungi, Glomeromycota, Glomeromycetes, Diversisporales, Gigasporaceae.